AUGGCCAACUUCCAUUCCCUCAGCGCGAAAGAUAUCGACGGGAACGACGUCGAUUUCGCAAAGUUCAAGGGCAAGGUGUGCCUCGUCACGAACGUCGCGUGUAAGUGAGGCGCGACCCGCAGCAACUACCAGGAGAUGUCUGCGAUGGCGAAAGAGCUCGGACCGAAAGGUCUCGAGAUCAUCUGCUUCCCGUGCAAUCAGUUCGGGAGGCAAGAGCCCGGGAGCAACGAGGAGAUAAAGAAAUUCGUCGAGGAGAAGUUCGACUUCAGCGGCCCCGGAGUGAACAUGAUGGAUAAGAUCGACGUGAACGGCGCGAACACGUCCCCGGUGUGGAAGUGGCUCAAAGAGCAACAGCCCGGGGACGUGUCGUGGAACUUCGCCGCGAAGUUCAUCAUCGACAAGGACGGGAACGUCGUCGAGAGGAACGGCUCCGGUGCGGGGGAUUCCAAAGCCAAGCUGACGUCGCUCCUGUGA
Micromonas pusilla CCMP1545 is the source of this 474-nucleotide messenger RNA. RefSeq names its product glutathione peroxidase (gene GPX5). Lineage: Eukaryota; Viridiplantae; Chlorophyta; Mamiellophyceae; Mamiellales; Mamiellaceae. Gene Ontology annotation, biological process: response to oxidative stress. Gene Ontology annotation, molecular function: glutathione peroxidase activity. The transcript has a single exon. The record is from RefSeq and is a predicted model, not a curated record.